Messenger RNA from Lethenteron reissneri (Far Eastern brook lamprey), 6617 nucleotides. RefSeq names its product zinc finger protein 883-like. The record is from RefSeq and is a predicted model, not a curated record. Gene Ontology annotation, biological process: regulation of transcription by RNA polymerase II. Gene Ontology annotation, molecular function: DNA-binding transcription factor activity; RNA polymerase II cis-regulatory region sequence-specific DNA binding. NCBI's taxonomy places the organism in Eukaryota, Metazoa, Chordata, Hyperoartia, Petromyzontiformes, Petromyzontidae.
UGUUUUUUAUUGCGACGGGUUCAGCACCCACGCCCCAUCAUCCCUCGACGCGUGACUUUACCGAAAGAGCCAAUGAGUGUACAACGAGUUGAGUCAUUCCUGCAGUUGACGAAAGCUUCAAUUCUCGAAUAAGUUAUUCAGUUACCCAGCCCCGCUCGUUGGGGGCGUGUCUUGUACCUCGGAAGUGAAUAUCACGUCACAUCCUGCUGCCGCCAUAACGUAGCGAGGUAACGAGAGGCUGCCGUUGAAAUCUGAGUCUCACGCAGUGUGCAUGCUGACGUCACACAUCUCCCACCCUCCGCGUUGGCCGUGGAUUCAUUCAAGACAAGAAUCCAAGUCUCGGACGAAGCCAGCUGUCGCUUCCUCUGACGCUUCCUCUGCAGAAUUGGUCUGAUGGAGCACAGGCAGUCAGCGCGGCUCGGUACGGCAAGGCAACAAUCCGACCAGCGUGCAUACAGCACGGAUCGGACUGAAAUUUUGACACAGCAUCAGAAAAAACACACGGGAGAAAAACCCUUCAAGUGCACUCGGUGUGAUAUGGCGUUUGCAGAUUCAUCAACUCUUCAAAGACACCAGAGAAAACACACGGGAGAGAAACCCUUCAAGUGCAUUGUGUGUGGGAAGGCAUUUUCACAGUCAUCUAAUCUUGCAAAACACAAGAGAACACACACAGAAGAGAAAUCCUUCAAGUGCAGUGUGUGUGGGAAGGCAUUUUCACAGUCACAAUAUCUUGCACGACACCAGAGAACACACACAGGAGAGAAACCCUUCAAGUGCAGUGUGUGUGGGAAGGCAUUUUUACGGUCACAACAUCUUACAAUACACCAGAGAACACACACAGGAGAGAAACCCUUCAAGUGCACUCUGUGUGGGAAGGCAUUUUCACAGUCAUAUGAUCUUGCAAAACACCAGAGAACUCACACAGGAGAGAAACCCUUCAAGUGCAGUGUGUGUGAGAAGGCAUUUUUACAGUCACCACAUCUUGCAGCACACCAGAGAACACACACAGGAGUGAAACCCUUCAAGUGCAGUGUGUGUGGGAAGGCGUUUGCAGGUCCAUCAAAUUGUCAAAUACACCAGAGAACACACACAGGAGAGAAACCCUUCAAGUGCAGUGUGUGUGGCAAGGCAUUUUCACAGUCAUCUGAUCUUGCAAUACACCAGAGAACACACACAGGAGAGAAACCCUUCAAGUGCAGAGUGUGUGGGAAGGCAUUUUCACAGUCCUCAAAUCUUGCAACACACAGGAGAACACACACAGGAGAGAAACCCUUCAAGUGCAGUGUGUGUGGGAAGGCAUUUUUACAGUUGCAACAAAUUGCACAACACCAGAGAACACACACCGGAGAGAAACCCUUCAAGUGCAGUGUGUGUGGGAAGGCAUUUUCACAGUUACAACAUCUUGCACGACACCAGAGAACACACACAGGAGAGAAACCCUUCAAGUGCAGUGUGUGUGGGAAGGCAUUUUCAGAGUCAAGUGAUCUUGCAAAACACCAGGGAACACACACAGGAGAGAAACCCUUCAAGUGCAGUGUGUGUGGGAAGGCAUUUUCAGAGUCAAGUGAUCUUGCAAAACACCAGAGAACACACACAGGAGAGAGACCCUUCAAGUGCAGUGUGUGUGGGAAGGCAUUUUCAUACUCAUCUGUUCUUGCAAGACACCAGAGAACACACACAGGAGAGAAACCCUUCAGGUGCACUUUGUGCGGGAAGGCGUUUGUGUGGUCAUCUAAUCUUGCACGACACCAGAGAACACACACAGGAGAGAAACCCUUCAAGUGCAGUGUGUGUGGGAAGGCAUUUUUACGGUCACAACAUCUUGCAAUACACCAGAGAACACACACAGGAGAGAAACCCUUCACGUGCAGAGUGUGUGGGAAGGCAUUUUCACAGUCCUCAAAUCUUGCAAAACACCAGAGAACACACACAGGAGAGAAACCCUUCAAGUGCAGUGUGUGUGGGAAGGCAUUUUCAGAGUCAAGUGAUCUUGCAAAACACCAGAGAACACACACAGGAGAGAAACCCUUCAAGUGCAGUGUGUGUGGCAAGGCAUUUUCACAGUCAUCUGAUCUUGCAAUACACCAGAGAACACACACAGGAGAGAAACCCUUCAAGUGCAGAGUGUGUGGGAAGGCAUUUUCACAGUCCUCAAAUCUUGCAACACACCGGAGAACACACACAGGAGAGAAACCCUUCAAGUGCAGUGUGUGUGGGAAGGCAUUUUCAUAUUCAUCUGUUCUUGCAAGACACCAGAGAACACACACAGGAGAGAAACCCUUCAAGUGCAGAGUGUGUGGGAAGGCAUUUUCACAGUCCUCAAAUCUUGCAACACACCGGAGAACACACACAGGAGAGAAACCCUUCAAGUGCAGUGUGUGUGGGAAGGCAUUUUCAUACUCAUCUGUUCUUGCAAGACACCAGAGAACACACACAGGAGAGAAACCCUUCAGGUGCACUCUGUGCGGGAAGGCCACGGAUCGGACUGGAAUUUUGACACAGCACCAGAAAAAACACACGGGAGAAAAACCCUUCAAGUGCACUCGGUGUGAGAUGGCGUUUGCAGAUUCAUCAACUCUUCAAAAACACCAGAGAACACACACAGGAGAGAAAUCCUUCAAGUGCAGUGUGUGUGGGAAGGCAUUUUCACAGUCACAAUAUCUUGCACGACACCAGAGAACACACACAGGAGAGAAACCCUUCAAGUGCAGUGUGUGUGGGAAGGCAUUUUUACGGUCACAACAUCUUGCAAUACACCAGAGAACACACACAGGAGAGAAACCCUUCAAGUGCACUCUAUGUGGGAAGGCAUUUUCACAGUCAUAUGUUCUUGCAAGACACCAGAGAACUCACACUGGAGAGAAACCCUUCAAGUGCAGUGUGUGUGAGAAGGCAUUUUUACGGUCACAACAUCUUGCAAAACACCAGAGAACACACACAGGAGUGAAACCCUUCAAGUGCACUCUGUGUGGGAAGGCAUUUUCACAGUCAUAUGUUCUUGCAAGACACCAGAGAACUCACACAGGAGAGAAACCCUUCAAGUGCAGUGUGUGUGAGAAGGCAUUUUUACGGUCACAACAUCUUGCAACACACCAGAGAACACACACAGGAGUGAAACCCUUCAAGUGCAGUGUGUGUGGGAAGGCGUUUGCAGGUCCAUCAAAUUGUCAAAUACACCAGAGAACACACACAGGAGAGAAACCCUUCAAGUGCAGUGUGUGUGGGAAGGCUAUUUCACAGUCCUCAAAUCUUGCAACACACCAGAGAACACACACAGGAGAGAAACCCUUCAGGUGCACUCUGUGCGGGAAGGCGUUUGCACGUUCACAACAUCUUCAAGAACACCAGAGAACACAGAAGCAUCAGAAGAUCCACAAGGAGUGGAGUCUGAAAUCAGCUUGUGAAAGUCAAAGUGCCAUAAGGAGCCCAUCCCUCAUGAAACAAGUACCGGAAGAAAAUCCCAGCUUGGGCACUUUGAAAGGUAUCAAGGUGAAAUUUGAAGAGGUGAUUGUGAAAUGUGAAGAGGUGACGUUGAAGAGCGAAGAUGUGAAGGUAAAAUGUGAAGAUGAAAAUUCGACUCCAGAAUGGGACCUUCACAUCGGUGGAGGCAACGUGAAGCAAGAGGGGAAUUCUGACUGUGAGGCAGAGCGAGGCAACUCGCAGCAGUUUGUGGAAGUGGAGGUGUGGGUGGACUUCCUCGACAAUAUAAAGUCAAAUGGAGACUCGGUAGAUGUGUAAGCUUGAGACGAUGUCGCUCCCAAUAGAUGCACCUUUGUCACAGGCCUUUAAUGAAAAUAAUGUGAAGUAGAACAUUGAAAUCUUAGGUUCAACCUGUAGGGUAAGAACGGCCAGUCUUGGUGGAUCUGUUGGUUGGGUAGAUAUCUCACCAGGAGCAUCGGUGUUUCACACUGAACCAUAUGGGAGCCUUCAUCUGGCUCUUGUGAGCCUCAGUGAUUCACACUGAAGCCUAUGGGACCCUUUGUCUGGGUCUGUGAGCCUCAGUGAUUCACACUGAAGCCUAUGGGAGCCUUAGUCUGGCACUGUGAGCCUCGGUGAUUAACACUGAACCCUAUGGGAGCCUUAGUCUUGCUCUGUGAGCCUCGGUAAUUAACACUGAACGCGAUGGAUGGGAGCCAGUGACAUGGCGUGAGGUCAGUGGCUGGGGAGGCACCGGGGGCGUGGCCUCACCGAGGGGGGGGGUGUCUGACACGCCCCCCCCUCAGUGAGGCAGAUGUGAUAGCUGCCUCCCCUGGUGCUUUUUCAUUGGAGUUUCAUGACGAGACCAGCGAGCCUACGUAUCUUUAUGCACAUACAGUAGAACCUCUGGUCACGAAUGCUUCUGACCACGACCAAAUUGGGUUUCGACCAAAACAUUUACAGCAGUUUAUUUAAUCUGGUCACGAACACAUACUCGGGUGGCGAUCAAACACGGCCGCUUUCCCCUUCCGCGCCAUUUUUGUUGUUGAAUUACACAAAGCGUAACAGUUAUGUAUAUAUAUUUUGCUAUAUAAAAUUCCUAGUAAGAUAUGUAUACAUUUUGUAAGUGUAGUCAUACCCGUCCCCCCUCAUUCAAGCCAUAAUUUAGAGAGCGAAAACGCUGAGUACGUAAAUCGCUAACAUAAGAACCCGUUAAUCUCUUCUCGCAUCAUUCAUACGAUGAUGCGGUGAAGUAAACGUUCAUACGAUAUUACGGUGAAUGCUUCCAAAAACAAUACUGUACCCAGAUAUUACUGUUAACUUUCAAUAGAAACAUGAAUUGCUCAUACGAAUAUUCUCUUCCAGAAUCGACCGACUGAUGUAGCAGACGAAACAGUAAUCUUGUUGAAUGAUUCUACACCUUGACGCGGCAAUGUUAGUUUUCUCUGUUCAAGGUUUUCUCAGUGUUAUGCAAUGUUUUUACAUUUAGUUUCCUAUUACACUGAAUUCUAUGGCAUAAUUAACUAUUUUUGUGCUUAAAAAUCUUUUUAAAACUCUAUAUACAGUUUGUAGGAGUCUGGAACGGAUUAAUCGUACUUACAUACAAUCCAAUGGGGAAAUUAAGUUUGAGUCAUGACCAAAUCAGGUUGCGACCAAAGUUAUGGAACGAAUUAUGAUCAUGACCAGACAUUCUACUGUACUUGAACUCAGUUACCUGGACUAUGGAAGGCGAGGACAUGUAAUGAAGGGGUCUACACACAUUCCAUUGGUGACAUGCUGAGAUAGUAACAGGCACACCCUUACUGCCCGAGUUCCAUCCAGUGUCUGAGGGGUUGCGCAAUCGGAGGGGAGGCUGAGCGCGUCGCUGCCUCACCUCUCGUCUCUCCCUGUACUUGCAGCGAAGCUCCGCAAAUUUGGCGAUUUUGACUAUAAAUAAAUAAUUAAGAAAAACACUUGUUUUUUCAUACGUGCUUUUAUGAAAUGUACUAGUAAUGGCAGAACUCCACGACUCCAGGAAAUGGCCCCGAAGCUUGCCAUAACGUAAGGGACAGUGGCCAAUUAUAGCCAACGUCAGUUGACUGUGGGGACAAUUAGACCGAAACAUAAUAUAUAAAAAAGAAUGUUUAAAAAUAUAUUUUUUUUAAUGAUAGAAUAUAGUAUUGUCAUCAGUAUGACAUAAGUAUACCAAGUUUGCAGUCGAUACCACAUUGGGAAGUUGGUUAAAAUUGAGUUACAAGAUUUGAGAAUACGACAAAAACGACAACAGACAGUUAAAAUAAAAUAUUUUAAAAUACUUUUUUUAAAAACACGCUUUAAUGAAAUGUACUGUCCGAGCUGCCCCUGCCCCCUUCUCUCAUCGCUCCUCUUCCACAUGCCCCGGCCCUGGGCGUGGCUCCCCAAGGCUUGCCGUGACGUAAGGGACCGCGGUGAUUUACAGGCAACGUCAGGUUGAGCGUUGACAAUUAUAGCCGUAAAAAAGAUUGUAAAAAAAUAUUUAUUUAUUUUUAAUGAUAAAAUAUGGUAUUGUCAUCAGUAUGACACACCUCUACGAAUUUUGCAUUCGAUACAUUGGGAAUACGGUUGAAAUUGAGUUACAAGAUUUUUGGAUACAACACAUACAGUAAAUUUAAAUAAAAGCGUGUUAAAUGUAAAAAAAAAUCUAUGUUUUGGAUUUUGUAUGAUAUAAUAUCGUGUUGUCAUCAAUAUGACAUCGCUAUACCAAGUUUGCAGUCGAUAGCACAUUGGGAAGUGUGUAAAAUUUGAGUUAGAAGAUUUCGUUUUUGAGGAUACAACAGACGAAGUGAGUUAAAUAGAAGCGUGUAAAAAUGAUUGGAAUCAUCUUCUUGGUUCUUUCGGUAAAGUCACGUAGAAGGGAAAUAAUAAAAAUAAAACUUUUUAAAAUAAUUCUCACGACGUUUCGGCCACAACGCAAGCAGCCGCCCUCAGGUGACAGACCUGCUUGCGUUUUGGCCGAAACGUGAGAAUUUUAUUUUAGUAUGUUUUAUUUAUUGUUUUAUUAUUUCCCUUUUACGUGACUUUACCGAAAGAACCAAGAAGAUGAAUCCCUGCAGUCACGAAAACUUUAAAUCGAAAAUGAUUGGAAUCGUACAGAAAUGACAUAACACCCAAUUUCAAAGCAGAUGCGGUCCACCCUUCUGAAACGCCCUGUAAUUUACGAGUUUUGAAUAAUUGUAACCAAA